This is a messenger RNA of Cylas formicarius (sweet potato weevil), 5780 nucleotides long. RefSeq lists its product as uncharacterized. The record is from RefSeq and is a predicted model, not a curated record. Bases 197 to 4165 code for a protein of 1322 amino acids. NCBI's taxonomy places the organism in Eukaryota, Metazoa, Arthropoda, Insecta, Coleoptera, Brentidae. The transcript has 15 exons.
GGACUCUCAGUCCUGCUGAUUCCCAGCGUGAGUUCGGUGUGUUUUGUGUAUGAUUGUGCGAGGACGGUUUGGGUACCAAAUUUUCGCAGCAUUUAUGUGCAAGAUCAAUCUGUUUUUUAGUUUCGGGCGUGUUUUUGAAUAAAAUUUCUCAAGUUUAAUUUUUUGGUUGUCGGAUACGGUUUGGAAAAAUGGUAGAAUGACGACUACCACGACGGUAAGGAAAUCCUACGGGAAUCGAAAACUAUAUGUGUUCCCGGAAGACUAUCCCGUAAGACCCCUGAAACAAAGGGGAAGUGCCAUAAACAGUAAUCUACCUAGAAAAAUUGAGGACGUCUCAAAGUUACUUAAGUACAUAGACGAUAACAUAGUUGGGAAAAAUAAUGCAUUUUUGGGACCUUUUGGAAGAAGAAAAGUUGUAUUUUGCGACUAUGCCGCGUCGGGAAGAUCAUUGCAGUUCAUCGAGGAAUACAUACUGCGCGAAGUACUCCCAACGUAUGGCAAUACUCAUUUUACAACAAGCAUUUCAUCGUUACAAACAACCUUAUUUAGACAAGAAGCUCGGGAAAUACUAAGGACUGCAGUGAAUGCGUCCGAUGAUGACGCUGUGAUAUUUGGUGGCCAUGGGUGUACGGACGCAUUGAACAAACUUAUUUGGGCUUUGGAUAUUCAGGAUGCGCCGGUGAUAUUUACAGGCCCAAGCGAGCAUCACGACAACUUGAACUUGUGGCAGAAGACCGGUGCUAAGUUUGUGCGAAUAGCUGAAACUAAAGAAGGGCUUUUGGACUUUAAUGAUCUCGAAAAUCAAUUAAGACUGCAUCAAAAUUGCGGGAGACAAUUGAUAGGCUGUUUUUCGGUGGCCUCCAAUGUUACCGGCAUACUUAUAGACGAUGUCGCAUGUACGAUUUUACUUCAUCAAUAUGGAGCGCUGGCCUUCUGGGAUUACAAUAUGGCCGCACCUAGCAUACAUAUUGACAUGAAUCCAUCGGUGCAAGGGGUUGAAGAUAAUUUAGCGAAUAAAGACGCUAUUUAUUUUAGCGGACAUAAGUUUGUGGGAGGUGUUCAGACCCCAGGUAUACUAAUUGCAAAAAAAGUGGUGUUCCGCAGAAUAAACACGUGCGAGCCAGACGGAUUCUUUGCUUCCCAUGAACAUAAUAAGGGUUUCGAAUUGCAAGAAGAAGGCAAUUGCGCAGCCGUAGUAGAAUCGAUAAGAUUCGGUCUGAUAAUGCAGCUUAAGGAGACCGUUUCCGCUGCAAACAUACAGCAAAGGCAGGAAAAAAUCAACAGGCAAAUGCUGCAGCAUAUAAGGACCAUCCCCGAAAUCAUCUUACUGGGAAGCAAUUCUCCGAAUUUGAAACGCGUCUCGGUAUUUUCCUUUAUGGUGAGACAUCCGAGGGGUUCCUUUUUGCAUCACAACUUUGUAUGUGCGGUUCUUAACGACGUAUUCGGAAUUCAAGUGAGAGCGGGAUGUCCGUGUUCCGGUGUAUACGCCCAAGAUAUGCUGGGUAUCGAUCAAAGUCUCGCCGAUCAGUACGAAAAUAUAAUGUUGGAGGAUAGACGCUUGAGCAGUUUGAAUCUGGGCGCAGAAAACUCCACUUUAGAACUCUUACGACCCGGAUUUACAAGAAUAAGUCUUCCGUAUUUUAUAAACGAUGCUGAACUGGCUUUCAUAAUGGAAGCCGUUAAAAUGGUGGCCACGGAAGGUUGGAAACUUCUGCCGCAAUAUGUCGUGGACCUCGAAACCGGUGAAUGGCGUCACCACACAAACGGUAUUCAUAGAGACCGAAAAUGGCUUUCUUCAAUAAGAUAUGUUGAAGGCAAAAUGACGAUGAACGAAAGGAGAAUAUCGGGACCGGGGUUGUUCCCUCAAAAUUACUCCGAAUGUCUUCAAACCGCCAGAAACCUGUUCAAUCGAGCUAGAAAAACUGCCAACAAGAUUCCUUAUCAGGAUCAAGGAAUUUCUUUUGACGCUAGAGCAGAGAAACUGAGAUGGUUUAUGUUACAACACGAAGCACAAAGUUUGCUCACCAGCAACGCUCAAAACGUGAAACAGAAAGUGCCCUUCGACCCCAGCUUCUGCAGCAACGGUAGAAAAACGGAGAGGUAUGAGGAGAAUCCUCAGCAGCAGACCUCCACACCUCGGACUCACAAUUUGUCUAAUUGCGGCGAAUCUCCGAGACAUUACAGUUUACCGUCGAUCGACGAUCCUAGAAUUCUAACGUGCUCGUCCCCAGUGCCAUACUUUCUGCAGGAUGUGAACGGUCUCUAUUACCCUCAGAUGUCACAACCGACAGUCAAUUUUGCUGUCGGGGAAGCUGUCAAUUCCGCCAACCUACAUCUUCACCAGCAGUCAUUUGCCAGAGAUAGAUGCUUGAGCUUGGGUCAUCCCAACGUUUCACCUCCCGUUCUAAGUCCAUCGACGCGCGUUAGUUUGGGGAUGGCGGCUCCGAUCAGGCAACGUCAGUUAAGUUACAGUAGUCAGAACGACACACAUUCCUUGGAAUCGGAGGCGAAUUUGUCACCAACGCAUAGUCUAAGUCUUCUUCCCAACAGUUCCUUCGAAUAUAGUCAGCAAUUGGGUCGGGCAUCGCCUGCUCCCGAUCUCCAAACUUACGUCACCGAAAUGACCAAAGAACUUGCCACAAAUAUAAAGUCUGAAAUUAGGGAAGUGAUAUCCAAAGUCGAGGACGUUCUCGAAAAUACCGACAGUAUUGACAGUAGCGCGUUCCUGUGCGAACGCAAUGUCCGUAAAUUUUCAGGAAGCGGUAGCGAAGACGGGCGAAGCGAUUCGAUUUCGGCCAACGAAGUAGCCGAAUAUUUGGAAAAAAUCUCCAUUGAAAUGGCGAACGAAGUAAAGUCUGAAAUUAGGGACGUAGUUAGCGCCGUAGAUGUCUUCAUAACUCCUGACUGCAAUCAGUUAACGUAUGCAAAGAAUGACGACUGCGAGGAGACGUCGUGCGAAAAUCGAGAUACGUAUCACACGCCGGGCAGUAGCAGUGAAACGGUGAUACAACUGAUAGAGUCCGGCCCUGGAUCGACGAAACCGACAGGGGAUCAGCUCCUAAACGACAACGGGAACAAGAGCAAAAUUUUGUCGUCAUCGACGGUUGCCAGUGUCAGUUCACAAGAUAGCGGCAUAAACAUGUCGUUCCAUGAACAAGACGGAAACCAAAAUAGCGAGUUUAAGGGCAGAAGUCAAUCCGAUUCGAGGGGCCACAGAAAAUCCGAAUCGGACAUUAGAUUUUCCACUUUGCAAAAGCAUAGGCCGACGAUCCACAGGGACAUGAGCGACGACGCCCAAAAUUUGGAAAGGCUGAUUUCACGACCUUGGAUCUGUUCCGAAAAGACCCUAUGGAAGUCCGCCGUCGAGGCCAUAACAGAAUAUAAAAUGAUAAAAGAUGGUGACAAAGUGAUGGUCUGCCUCUCUGGAGGCAAAGACUCGCUAGGAUUGCUUCAUACACUCCUUCAAUAUCAAAUCCAUAUAAAAAACCAAGGGGUUUUGUUUAGUAUUGGGGCAAUCACAGUGGAUCCGGAUGCUUCUGGCUGUGAUCCGUGUGUUUUGAUACCGCAUUUAAAGGCCCUAGGAGUGCAUUACAUAAUUGACGACAAAAAGAGCGACCCCGAUGCUGAAACCGAAACGAGAGAAGAAUCCAUACAAAAUCUAUAUAGUUUUUGUAACUCGACGCUGAGACACCGCCUUUAUUCAGCCGCAAAGAGUUCCGGGUACAAUGUGCUCGCCAUAGGGCAGCAUCUGGACGAUUUGUGCGAAUGUUUUUUACUGUCAACGUUCCAUUUAGGAAAGCUUAGGACCAUGAGAGCUCAUUAUUAUCUUAAGGAGCACGAUCUGCGCGUAAUUCGUCCGUUGGUGUACGUUCGUGAAAAAUCCCUUCGACAGCUGGCGAAUAACGAAAACUUGCCAGUUUCUUCCAAUUCGUCUAGUCCCAAUUUGUCGAAGGAGCGUCAAAGGAUCAAACAGCUACUUACUCAACAGGAGAUCCUGUUUCCCCAACUCUUUUCUAGCCUCCGGAACGCUUUGCAUCCAUUCAUCGGAUUCGAUAUAAGAGAGUGCGAACUAAAGUGCAGGAAAAGGUUCUCGACCAGUCAGAAAAACGAAGAGGCCGGAUCGGAAGAAGAAACAGACGAAGAGCCGAUCGCCAACGACGACUGAAAGAAAACAUGGGUGACUUCAUUAUUUGCCAAGGAUGCGUGCUAAACUCGUUAAUGGACUGUCACGUGACAGUGAUGCUUUGAAAUUUAAAUCUUGAAUGGUCUACGACCUGCCGACUUCCAAAGUGUCAAAAAUUCGGUAAUGCAUAUAUGCGGUGAGCUUUGCAAAAUGUAUCGACUGAUGUAUUACUUAGAUUUGCAAUUGGCUGGUUUCUAAGAAUACGAAGUAGAGAAAGUAUGAUAAUGUAUUUUUAGGAUAUCUGCUAAAAUUUUUCAAGUAGUGAGAACAACGGCGUUUUGGUUUUUCAACACUGCUUAUAUUAAGCCAUUCCAAUUUUCAAUUGUCAUCUUCCAAAAAAUGUCAUCAGGAAUUCAUUCCAAAGUUGAAUUUUGGAAAACUUGAGUGUUUGAGUCUAAUCUUUAAAGAAAGGUUUAUUUAGCAUCAAAAGGGUUCUUAGGCUUUGGUAAUUUAAGGAUCAAUAGUAAUUAUUAAAAACGUCUAUUAAAAGAAGUUACCGAUUUUAUAGAAAAUAUCACUUUUUGGCCCAAUCGUCAUAGUUAUUGAGAUGACAAUACACCACCAACUCUUGUAUGCAAUACAUUCAAAAUUUUUAUUUGUUAUCACUACUCGUUCCUGGGACCAUAAGUAAUUGUAUAAGUAUGUCGUUAAGUUUGUGCAAACCAUAAAUUGAAGUACUUGAAGUAAUGGGUCGAAAUGAAUUUGUAAAGUUUAAGUUCGACACUGCCUACUCGUCUAAAUUUUGAGUUUUCCAUGAAUUAAAUAAAUUUUUCCAAAAAUAAUUUCUCGACGGUUUGAGGUCGCCUAUUUGAUUUCAUUGGCUUAUGUUCAUUUUCAUAGUAAAUGCACGAAAAAUAAUUUUUUCUGGGUUCUGGGCCAUUUCUAAAUUAUAAUAAAUGAAAACAGUGUUAUUUUUUAUAACCAGCCCUAUUAUAUUUUGUAUUUUUUGAUAUUCUAAAGAAAAUAUUUGAUUACUGCCAACAAUCUUAUAGAUAUUAAAGAUUUUGUACAAGUUGGACUCCAAUAUUGUAACCUUUUCACCGAUAACGAAACUACUUGAAAAUUGGAAAACGACUUUUACCGAACUUCAAUGAGGUUCAUUAAAAUAUAUAUUCGUACGUAAUGUUUUUUUUUUAAGUAAUGCAAUGGCGCAUAUUAACACUUAUAUUUUCCCUAUUUUUGCAGGUUAGGUUUGAGUAUAUUUUUCCUACGGAUUUUGGCAACCACUUUAUUGUAUCUGUAUUUAUUUUUCGAAUUUCGAGCCAUGAACAGGUUAAUUUUCGUUCGAAUGUCCCCGAAGAAGGUUUUUUAUUUUUUCGAGACGCCAUUUUUUCAAAUGUUAGACGCGUGUGUGUGUUUGUUGAGGGUGAAAAAAUAUUCGUUUUUUAUGGUUUUAUAAGAAUGUCUAUUAUGUAUAUUUUAGUUUUCUCAGCAGAGAAUUAAUUUUAAUCAUUUUAAUUCACGUGUACGUUCAUUAAAUUUAAAUAUGUAAAAGGAUUAUGUAAGUACCGCUUCCCUAUUUACAUAUGGAAUAUUGUGAUUUAGCGUAUGUUUAACAAUAAAAUUGUUACAUCGAGGAAAUAUUUAACAAUGUUAA